CUCUACAAGUCCAGGGAUAUCUGUCGACUCUUGUAGGUUCAAUUUGCUAAAAUUCCUGGAAGUUGAAUAGUGAUGCUCGUGCCGGAGGAGUCGCCAUAGCACCAGUUCUCCUGAUUUUUCGUCCAGAAUUACAAUAAUUCAGCCGUCAAGACGAUGUUUAGAUCACUGAAGUAGAAUAUAUCUCUGAAUUCUCAUUGUUUCAUUGUCCAACAUCAAUCGAUCGUAGUUCUUUGGCUAGAGUUUGUGGUGCAAUUAGUUUUCGGGAUGAGUGGAACAAUAAUUGAAAAUCUGAGUGGGAAGAAACUCUCGGUCCUGGUGUUUUUUCUAAUUAUUGCACAGAUAACGUGCUUUCUGAUUGGAGGCCUCGUGGCACCGAAACCUGCGACCAACCAGAAUAUUCUCGGUACAGCGUGUAACGAUGAUAGAGUCAAUAGAUCAGGCCACGAGCCAUCAAAAUGGUACUACUCGCGGGGAGUCGGAGCCUGCAAGCCUGAGGACAUGCAUCGAUUUGAUGUUGAUAGUCAGUUCAAAGCUUUUCAGGUCGUCUAUUCAUUUCAGAUGCCCUUGCCGAGGAAUAACAUCAUCUUGGACUACUCCAGAUGGCAGCAGAAUCUCAUUGGAGUAUUGCAGGUAGAGAGUGUCUAUCACGAUCAAGUUCAACUGGCCCCCAAGAUUCCAAUGGUCCUCGAUGCUCGACUGGCGUACAAAAACAAGGGUGAUCCCGACGAUGCCUGGAAGCCAUAUGCCUCUUCCAGGAUCGAGAGAUACCUGGAGUGCUCUGUCGCCGACGAAAUCGAGCAUUACAACUACAAUUGUGCAAUGAUUCCCCUCUUCGAGCUGGGCUCGCUGUACCACGACUACUAUCUCCUUAAUCUUCGUCUACCCAUCGAGAAGAAUGUCAACCAGGGCCUGGGACACAUCAGUGACCUGUAUCUGACAGUUAUUAACCAGAAUGGCGGCUUCACCAAGGUCUGGGUCAGCCUCAAGACCAUCUUCUUCCCCAUUGUCAUAUGCUUCAUCGCCUGGUACUGGCAAAGAAUCAAUUCCAUGUCACGACCACCUGCACUACUUGAGUACAUGCUUCUCGCUCUGGGCUGUGCUCUGACUUUCCUCAAUCUACCUGUGGAAUACUUGACACUGUCCUAUGACAUGCCAUUCAUGCUGCUGCUGAGUGACAUUAGGCAGGGGGUUUUCUAUGCUGUUUUGCUGUCGUUCUGGCUUGUCUUCGCUGGAGAACAUUUGAUGAUCCAAGAUGGUGACCAGAAGAACGGUUUAAAAUGUUACUGGCGUCACCUGAGUGCAGUAGUGGUAGGUUGUCUCUCCCUUUUCGUAUUCGACAUGUGUGAGCGUGGAGUUCAGUUGAGGAAUCCAUUCUUCUCGAUCUGGGUGACAAACAUUGGUGCCAAACUCGCCCUAUCAUUCAUUAUCCUAGCGGGUUUAUCAGCAGGCCUGUACCUACUCUUCCUCACCUACAUGAUAUGGAAAGUCUUCAUGAACAUCAAUGUCAAACGAUGCGCCCUCCCCAGCAUGAGCUCUGCUCGACGUCUGCACUACGAGGGAGUGAUCUAUCGUUUCAAGUUUCUCAUGAUAGCCACCCUCCUGUGUGCGUCCCUCACUGUCAUUGGGUUCAUCCUGGGACAGGUGGCAGAGGGACAGUGGAAGUGGGACGAGGAGCUGGCGAUCGAGACAACGUCUGCUUUUUUCACUGGGGUUUAUGGCAUGUGGAAUAUUUAUAUUCUUGCUCUGCUCUGCCUUUAUGCACCUUCCCACAAAAAGUGGCCCGCUGAACCCACUGAUCAGAGUCUUGGCGAGGAGAUCGAAUUUGCUAGACUGUCAACUGAACCUAAUGAGAUGCUGUCUCUCACGGCUUUCGCCAGGAAGACUGCCACGGAAUAGAUUUUAAUCACGGGUUUUAUUUAUUUUUUUAUAUAAGUUCCACUGAAGUUCGUUGACGAAAUCUCUAGGUUUUUCUGUGAAAUUUCUUCACAGGUGAAGAUGACCAGUUGUGACGCACAACUUCGCAAGAUCUUAAGUAGGGAAUUCUCCGUGUAUUAGGAAGAUUUUUAGCGAUAAGGUAUGAUUUAACGAAGCCAUUGAACUUCCAAACUUCUUCGAUGUGUGUAAAAAUGUUUAGACUCAUGUAUUCAUUAAAACAUUGAAUUCAUAUUCUUCCACGUAACAUUUACCACUACUCUAGAUUAAUUUCUUAUUGAAAUAGGAAAUUUACUCGGAUAAUUGUUAGUGAUGAGUAUUGCCAUUCUAUCGAUUAUAAAUAUCAUUGUAGGUGAACUGUUUUACAAUAUUUCGCAUUAGUGAUCAUGUUUGUAAGGAAGUACUUAUAAUAAGUAUAGAAUAGUGCAAUUAUAUUAGGUUAUUUUUCACUCCAAACGCUCGUUUGAGAGCCAUAUUAAUUUUUAUAUUGGGUUAAGAUGCAAGUAUUUAUGCAGAAACUGACUUGUAUUAUUUUUUUAUAAAUUUUUGUAAUAGUUCUUGUCGGAAGGUGCGUGAGAAAAUAAACGACUGAUUUUUUCACUUUUAAAAA
Molecule: messenger RNA, 2542 nt
Organism: Diachasmimorpha longicaudata
Lineage: Eukaryota; Metazoa; Arthropoda; Insecta; Hymenoptera; Braconidae
Gene: wls
Product: protein wntless
Exons: 4
Coding region: 265-1896 (543 amino acids)
Biological process (GO): intracellular protein transport; Wnt protein secretion; Wnt signaling pathway
Cellular component (GO): endomembrane system; organelle membrane
Molecular function (GO): Wnt-protein binding
Source: RefSeq, a predicted model, not a curated record